AUGGCAACACGUCCUAAGUAUGAGAUUGCUGAAACCGACGUCGAGGGAUACACUCGCAUCAAACACGUCUAUAUUCCCAUGAGGGAUGGGAUCGAGCUGUGUGCUGAUCUGUUCUUGCCGUUCGCUGCAUCCAAGGAAGGCAAAAAGGUUCCUGUGGUCUGCAGCAUGGGUCCUUAUGGCAAGGACAUCCAUGCUUCUGUUUUUGGAUUACCAAAGACACCGAUAUAUGCCGAAAUGUACAAAAACGUCAAGCCUCUAGGUCCUGAUGCUUGCUUUGAGUUGUGCGAACCCACUAUCUGGUGCCGGGACUAUGGCUACGCUCUCCUUCGUGUCGAUACCAGAGGUAUAGGAGGUAGCCAAGGAAAACUGGAUCCGUUCGGUCUGGAAAGAUCGCUCACUAUUCAGGCGGAUGCUGAGGGACAAGAUCUCUAUGAUGUCGUGGAAUGGGCCGCUGUCCAGUCAUGGUCGACCACGAAAGUCGCUUUCUCUGGCAUCAGCUACUUUGGAAUGGUGGGCUACUGGGUUGCCAUGCAGAAGCCACCCCAUUUGACUUGCGUGAUUUCUUACGAGUCUGCUUGCAGCAUGUAUCAGGCUGUUAGACGUGGCGGAAUUUACAGUCACAACUUCCAAUCUCACUGGUAUAACAACACUGUUAUUCCAUCACAGGGCGGAAGUCAAGAUGGUGUACUUACGGACGAGCAACUCGUUGCCAACCGGGUAGACUAUCCUCGUCUGUGCGCAACAACUGAAUUCCCCUCCGACGGUGUCUGGGCCGUCUUUGAUCGAGUCCGCAAAUUGUCCGACAUCGAGGUACCCUUCUACAGCUCAGGUAACUGGACUGACCCAGAACUCCAUUUGCCGGGAAACAUUCGCGCUUUUAACGAGAUUUCAUCCAAAAAUAAGUGGUUGGAGAUGCACACCGGAAAUCACCUAGCUGCUUUCUAUGAGCCGGAACACAUUGAAAUGCAGAAAAAGUUUUUGGACUACUAUCUCUUCGAUAAGAAGGACAACGGGAUGCUCGAUGUCCCCCGAAUCAGGUUACUCCAGCACCACGGCACUGAGACAUUCUACCGCGAAAAUGAGGUCGCUUAUCCUCCACCAGACGCAAACGAUGUCAGCUUCUACAUUACUCCUGAGAAGAAGCUCUCCCUUACCAAGCCAGGCAAUGCAAAAACUGCCUUCAACUACAAGGGUUUCAGAGAGAAUAUCAAGUUUGAACUUGAUGCUGCGUUUUCCGAUUCAUUCGAGCUUCUUGGAUCUCCCUAUCUCGAGAUCGAGGUCAGCACCAAGGCCAAGGACCUGGAUUUCUUUGCCUAUCUCCGUGCUUAUGACAGUGAUGGAAAGCUGAUCGUCCUUGCUGGUAACCACGGCGAGCCUAUGGAUAAUUUCUCCAGAGGCUUUUUCCGUCUCUCUCACCGUGAUGAAGUUGCAAAGAACUUCGAGAAGGAACGCGUAAUCAGCCAGCCAUCUGCCCCUAAAUCAGAAGUCUUGCCAGGCGAGGUCUACACUGUCAUUGUCCCCUUUUACCCAGCGGCAUAUCUUUUUGACGAGGGACAGACUUUGACUAUGGAGAUUGGCUCGGUAAACACCCCAAGCACCAUCCCUCCCAUGCGUCAUGAGGGUGGGGACAGAGUGCAAGAGAGAUUUGAGGGAGACAACGUCAUUUUCUCUCAUGGACGGUUGGUCCUUCCUCAGGUGAAACGGUGA
Penicillium soppii is the source of this 1707-nucleotide messenger RNA. Its product is annotated as alpha/beta-hydrolase. The transcript has 3 exons. Gene Ontology annotation, molecular function: dipeptidyl-peptidase activity. The record is from RefSeq and is a predicted model, not a curated record. Lineage: Eukaryota; Fungi; Ascomycota; Eurotiomycetes; Eurotiales; Aspergillaceae. Bases 1 to 1707 code for a protein of 568 amino acids.